Messenger RNA from Cadophora gregata, 1512 nucleotides. RefSeq lists its product as uncharacterized. Gene Ontology annotation, cellular component: membrane. NCBI's taxonomy places the organism in Eukaryota, Fungi, Ascomycota, Leotiomycetes, Helotiales, Ploettnerulaceae. The record is from RefSeq and is a predicted model, not a curated record. The transcript is spliced from 2 exons. Gene Ontology annotation, molecular function: oxidoreductase activity. Bases 579 to 1370 code for a protein of 263 amino acids.
GUAAAUGAUUCAGAUUUGUCUAAUAGCAGAAUAGGUCUGCUCUGUACUGGUCUGAUUCGACGAAUAGUGUUCAGAACUAACGCUUCUUUCUCCUUCAACACCUCUUUCCGGGCUCGUCACUCUGCAUCUCAUUCGUAGAACAACGGUUCCUACCUAUUUAUCAUAUUCCUCUCAUACAAGUCUAAAGAGCACUUAAAUGACCUCUAGAGCAUAUUUCAUCUAGCUGUUUACCUGCGUUUCCUCUACCUCUUAUGUCUUGGUCAUCCAUUAAGUUUUGACGUAAUGUCCUUGUUAUCUCCGUAUCUCCAUCCUCAACUCCACUGCUCAAAAAUACAAGCGGCGAAUACGAGCUUCAACUUACUCUAGAUGGUAAAAAGCGCAAUUAGAAUGGAAGCUCUUCAAGACAUUCCGAUUCAUUUACCAUAUAACAAGUGUUGCCAAUUUCAUGUUCUCUCUUACCUGCGCAUAUCAAGCUUCUGGAGACUUGACCGAAACUGCUAUCCGUCACGUUCCCCAUUCAUCGGACCACAACAUAUUUGACAUACAUCUCCCAACUUUUCAUCAAGUCAACGCGCAGAAUGACAACCGUACAACAGCCGAUAGUAGUCGUCACUGGAGGGAAUCGUGGAAUCGGCUUUUCAACAGUUCAAGCACUAUCCCUACGCUAUCCAUCUGGAACAUACAUAAUUGGUAGCCGAAGCGUCUCUUCGGGUCAAGAAGCCAUUCAAGAGCUUCGAAGCUUGGGUGUAAAAGCCAAUCUAGAAGUCGUCGAACUGGAUGUCGUAAACGACUUGAUAAUUGAGGCAGCACAAAGCUGGAUUAGCCAGAAGUUCGGUCGCCUGGAUGUACUUGUGAACAAUGCAGGCAUUGCACUCUUCCCUUCAUCAUCCUCGCCAAGGGACAUCCGAGAGACAUUCAACACAACUUUCACCACGAACGUCACUUCCCUGUACACCGUGACCCUCGCUUUUCUUCCACUUCUGCACCUCUCCAACUCGCCAAAAGUAGUCAACAUCUUGUCCGGCAGAGCCUCGCUCACCCGCUCUUCCAACGGAAAACUACCAACAACCAGGGUGAUGUCGUAUUCGGUUAGUAAGGCUGCAGUCAAUAGUUUGACUAUAGAUUUGCAGAAGGUGGAGGAUGCUUUACUUACAGACAACCCUGCAGAGGAGGGAAGGAAGGUUGGAAAGGGCAAGGUGCAGUUCUUCGCUGCGAAUCCGGGACAUUGCAAGACUGCUUUCAAUGGCUACAAGGGGACGAAAGAGCCGCUAAAUGGCGCCGAGGUAGUGGUCAGACUUCUCGGUGGAGAAGGGGGGAAAGGUGGAUUCUGGGAGUUCGAGGAAGGUGUGUUGAGGGAGGUACCUUGGUGAAAUGGGUUGAGAUACAUGAGAUGCCUCACAGGUGAGGAGAAAUGGACAAAGUAUCGCACAACACACCAGUUUUGGAAAGAUAUGAAAGUUUACACUACAUAGUCAGGUUUCAGAAAAUCGAACGUUGUAUGUUCAGUGUGCA